Messenger RNA from Trichomonas vaginalis G3, 284 nucleotides. RefSeq names its product organellar and viral DNA polymerase type B. The record is from RefSeq and is a predicted model, not a curated record. The annotation marks the transcript as partial. NCBI's taxonomy places the organism in Eukaryota, Parabasalia, Trichomonadida, Trichomonadidae. The transcript has a single exon.
AUGUCAACAAUCGGCACAACAACAAUUCAAACAACAGCACCAAACUCGUUAGUCAUGAAUCCUACGUCAAUGUUAGUAGAGAUGAAAAGCUUCAUUCCUUCUUCAUAUACUUUUGAAACAGAAAUCCAGAAGAUAAAGCAAGAACUUUUAACAUGUAAUUUAGACUGUAGUGCGAAAGAUGAAACAAAUGAACAGUAUCUUUAUGAAAUGCAGGACCUCAUCGACCAUUUACCCAAAUUGCCUGAAAUCCAACAACAAAAACUCACUAUUCCUGAAUUCGACGA